Messenger RNA from Carica papaya (papaya), 1189 nucleotides. Its product is annotated as CASP-like protein 5A2. Lineage: Eukaryota; Viridiplantae; Streptophyta; Magnoliopsida; Brassicales; Caricaceae. Gene Ontology annotation, cellular component: plasma membrane. The record is from RefSeq and is a predicted model, not a curated record.
UUUCUUCUCCAUUUUCCAUUUGUAGAGUCUGCAAUCCUUCGAUUCCAUUCCUUUUGUUCGCUUCUAUUCUUCAGCUUAAACCUUCAAACUCGAGUUGAUGCUGCAAUGAACUAGGGAUUAUUGGUCUGGUACGUCACGCGCGAUUAACAGUUCAAUCAGUACUCUGUUCUUUUAGCUCCCUCUUUUCGCUGGAGUCAGUAUAGGUGCAGUGAAUUAAGGAAUCGAGCACUAUAAACAGAAAAUAGCAAAAUUUGAUAAGCUGAGAGAGAGAGAGAGAGAGAGAGAGAACGAGCUAUGAAUUGAAGUUUGUGGUGGAGAGAAAUGAAUGUGAGCCAUGCCUCAGUUCAUCCAGUUGAAGAUCCUCCAACCACUGAGGGCGGUAAUGCACCAAGGGUGAGGAUGAAGGACAUACAAGGCAUGCCGGGCACCCCUGGAGGGCUCACAUUGCGUUUGUGCCAGUUUAUGUUCGCUGUUGCAGCACUGUGUGUCAUGGCAACCACAAGUGACUUCCCUUCUGUCACAGCUUUCUGCUAUCUCGUUGCUGCUGCUGGUUUGCAAAGUUCGUGGAGCCUUUUGCUCGCUAUUAUUGACAUAUAUGCUCUUUUAGUGAAACGGUCCUUGCAGAAUUAUCGAAUUGUCAGUUUGUUCACAAUUGGCGAUGGGAUCACAUCAACCCUGACAUUUGCAGCAGCUUGUGCGACUGCGGGGAUCACAGUCCUCAUUGACAAUGAUCUUCAAAGUUGUGCGCAAAACCAUUGCGUGCAGUUCGAAACUGCUACUUCCAUGGCCUUUAUUAGCUGGUUUUCUGCCUUACCGUCUUUUCUCCUAAAUUUUUGGUCUCUUGCAUCCCGAUGAAAAGACAUUAACGUGAACUUUGAACAUAAACCCGAAAGCCACCAGUAACAUGCAAACACAGUUGGAAUCGCAUUGUUCAUGUACCGACUUUUCUACUUCGAUUAUUAUUGUGGUGUGGAAACCCGAAGUCCUUUAUUUACAAAAUGAACAAAUGGGGGGUGUGUAGUGCUUUUUGAAAUUAAUUUGUGUUGUUGUAUGUAUAGUUUGAAACAGAUAUUGAACCAUAAUGAGUUUGUCUAAUGAAAUCUCACUGUUGUUGGGAGAUUGAAUUGAUCUUGGAGUAUUACUUUUAAACUGGUGAAAUUAUAUAUGGCAUGGAGAAGAGCUUGCAGUA